This is a messenger RNA of Chondrus crispus (carragheen), 3945 nucleotides long. RefSeq lists its product as hypothetical. The record is from RefSeq and is a predicted model, not a curated record. Gene Ontology annotation, molecular function: DNA helicase activity. Lineage: Eukaryota; Rhodophyta; Florideophyceae; Gigartinales; Gigartinaceae. The transcript has 8 exons. The coding region runs from base 1 to 3945 and encodes 1314 amino acids. Gene Ontology annotation, biological process: DNA repair; telomere maintenance.
AUGCGACAAGCGAGAGCUGUGGAUAUAUCCCCCGUCAUUGCUGCGCGGCAAAGAUCCGACCGCCAGGCUGGAAGUGCCUCUCGACAGCUCUUCCCUCCACUACCCGAGUCCUCACCUUCGUACCGCGAUCUCGGCAUGAUCUGUGUUGAGUGUUCGCACUGCAAAGCUCUGCAUUUCGUCCAGGAACGCAUCGGGAGCAGCUCUGCCGCAAGGCCCAUUUUUUCCACAUGCUGUGGGAAGGGGAAGCUGUCAUUGCCGCUUCUCCCCGACCCGCCAGCUCUUCUGCGCUCUCUUCUCAUCGAUGAUACUCCAAGGGCCUGCAGCUUCCGUAAGAACAUUCGAGCAUACAAUGUAGCGCUAUCGAUGGCAUCCGUGGUCGCCAAAUGGGUGAACAGAGGUCCCGGUCCUUCUAAUUUUAAUCCCACAAUGACGAUGCAGGGCGGGAUGUACCAUUACAUGGGUCCCAUGAUGCCAUCCGAAGGGCGGGCGCCUUCCUAUGCUUCCGUUUACAUUCAUGACACUGACUACGCCACCCAGACGCGCACAAGGCUUGGAACCUCUAGACAACUGGAAGAGGCACUGAUGAUGCAACUGACACACAUGCUGCACGAAUGCAACCCCUACGUGCAGACGUUUCUGUGUAUGCGAGAAUGGGCUCAAUCUCCUCAAAACAACUGGACUCUGGACAGUAACGGGAACGAAGUGCUGGAUCCGAUUUCAGUCAGUCAUCGCGCAUACGAUCCAUUGAGUUACGUGCUUUUGUUCCCAAACGGUAGAGAUGGAUGGUAUCCAGAGCUUCGAUUCUCCAGUGUUCAAGACGGCAGACGUACCAAGAUUACUCCGAUGAUGUACUACGGAUGGCAUUUGUUCGAAAGAUCAGGCGAGUUCAGCACAAUCUUGCACGCAGCACCACUCUUUCAGCAAUACUUAGUUGACCAGUUCUGCAAAGUGGAGGCAGAAAGGCUUUCUUAUCUCCGCCACAACCAGACACAACUUCGAGCCGCCGACUACACCUCACUGCGCGACAGCCUAGGAGACUCCCGUCGUGCUGAAGAUGAAACCGAUGCCGUGCGUGCGGGACGACUGUUCAUUCUCCCUUCCACGUACAUUGGAGGUGACCGCUAUAUGAGGCAGCAGAUGCACGACAUCAUUGCUAUAUCGAACCAAAUUGGCCACCCGGACAUCUUCCUCACCAUGACAUGCAAUCCAAGCUGGCCGGAGAUCACAAGAGCCCUACUGCCGAACCAAACGCCUCAGGACAGACCGGAUCUGUGCGCACGUGUGUUUCGUCUCAAAAUGAAAGAUCUCAUGUCCUUGGUCAUCAACGAAGAAGUAUUCGGAACCGUUGUUGCCCAUGUACGAGUCAUCGAGUUUCAGAAACGCGGUCUUCCCCACGCUCACGUUGUAUUUUUCCUAGAUGAAGUCUCCAAGAAUGAUCUGCGUACUCCCGAAAAUGUCGACCGCAUUAUCUCUGCCGAGAUCCCGUCUGCCCAAGAUCCAGAACUCGAAGAGGUCGUGCUCAAGCAUAUGAUUCACAAUCCAUGUGGAGAACACAAUCCAACAGCCGUGUGCAUGGGCGAGCGGUACUGCAGGAAAGGGUUUCCAAAAUCGUUCAAACACGAAACCAGCCAGUCCGACAGUGAGUACUACAUCACGUACCGAAAAAGGGCACCCUCUGCAGGUGGCGUCUUCAUCGAGCGACCCUCCCACAACUCCUGGGUCGUUCCUCACAGUCCUGUGCUUCUACGUUCAUUCGCUUGCCAUUUGAAUGUUGAACUCUGCGUGUCACGCGUUGGCGGAAUCAAGUACCUCUUCAAAUACGUUUCGGCAUCGGAGGCCGCAUGGAGGUUAUUCUCCUUUGACAUUGUAGACCGCAAUCCUCCAGUAGUCAGGCUUGCAGUGCAUCUGCCCAACCACCACACGGUUUACUUUGAGGAAGGGCGAGAGCAGGAGGCGGCGCUUCGACCAGCAACAGGCACGAAGCUGACCGAGUGGUUUAAAGCCAACGAGAAGUACCCAAGCGCGCGGCAUAUUCGGUACCACAAGUUUCCAAGGUACUUUACGUGGAAGACACGCACCAAGUCAUGGACCUACGAUUUCAGUGGUACAGGUGCCAACGUAGUCGGUCGAAUCUACACUGUCAGUCCGAGGGAGGGUGAGCGCUACUUUCUUCGCCUCCUCCUCACACAAGUGCCAGGGGCAACAUCCUUCGAGAACUUGCGAAAUAUCGACGGCGAGCAGUGCACCAGCUUCCGACAAGCUUGCUUACGACUCGGUUUGCUGGCCGACGAUGCCAAGUGGAAGCACGCAAUCCGAGAUUCAUUCCGGUCAAGCUUCGUUCCUCUUUCUCAUCUGUUUGCUACGAUUCUGGCACACUGCCAGCCUUCGGACCCUCUCUCGCUGUGGAACGACCACCUGGACAUGUUUCUCACCGAUAUUCGCAAUCAGGUACAGGAGGCUCUGCAGACCGUGCGAUCCGACUGGACGCUCGCAAACUUCGGACUCCCACUGCUCGAUGACAGCCUGCCCGCUUUGGAACAGCAAAACGAGAUCGAGACCCCCGAAGCACGAGCGCAGCAGUGGGAAGGGCGACUACAGACGUCGUUGCCGCUGUUGAACACAAAUCAACGCGUAUCCGUCUCUGCAUUGCUUCAAGGAUCCUUAAGCGCCGUUGCGGGACCUUCUAUGCCGACACGAAGUGGUCGUCUCUUCUUCCUCGAUGCUCCUGGCGGAACAGGCAAAACAUUCGUGCUCAGCGCCAUUCAAGACUUCCUUCGUACGCGCCGUAAGCAGGUCAUCGCUGUCGCUACGUCUGCUGUUGCUGCUGCGCUGCUCGACGGUGGACGCACCGCUCAUUCCGUGUUCAAGAUUCCCAUUCCUGUAUCUGCCGAAAGCACGUGCAGCUUCUCCACAAACUCCGACACAGGCCGUACACUGCAACAAGUCGAUCUCAUCAUAUGGGACGAGAUCGUCAUGUGCCAUCGACAUUGCAUUGAGACUGUCGAUCGCUCCCUUCGAGACUUGAUGCAAACCGACCGGCCCUUCGGAGGAAAGUUCCUCGUGCUCGCUGGAGACUUUAGACAAAUCCUUCCCGUCGUUCCGGGCGGGUCCAGAGCGGACCCUGCAGCAGAUGUGGAGGCUCUCAACUUUCCAGAAUUCCUCCUCAGCGUCGGGGAAGGCAGACUUCAAGGCGAACAGCGCCCGGAAUGGAUCUCACUACCACAGUCCGUUGAGUUCGAGCACACCAUCCGCAAUUUAUGCCUCAAGGUCUUCCAAGGCAUUCGAGACAAUCACGCCGACCCUGCCUGGCUCACCAAGCGCGUUAUUCUCACCACAAAGAACAGGCCGCUCCAGGAAGUCAACGAGGUCAUCGGCAACAUGAUUCCGGGAUCGUAUCGAACGUAUUUGAGCGCAGAAAAGGUCGAGAACGAAGACACCAACGCGCUGAUCUAUCCCACAGAAAUGCUCAACACCUUGACCGCCGGAUCUGCUCUACCAGACCACAAGCUCAAGCUCAAGAAAGGCUUCAUCGUCAUGCUUCUGCGCAAUCUUGAUCCCGCUACCGGUCACGUCAACGGCGCGCGAUAUGUCAUCGAGAACAUGACCAACAACCUGCUCUUUCUACACGUUACCACCGGGUCACACCAAGGCAACAGAUUUUGUCUUCCUCGAAUGCCCUGCGGACCAGGAGACGACAACUUUCCCAUCCCUGGCUUCACCCGAACGCAGUUCCCCAUUCGCACGUGCUUCGCCCCUACAACGAACAAAGCGCAAGGCCAAUCCUUCGGUGGCCGCAUUGGUCUCGACUUACGAGAUCACUGCUUCUCGCACGGUCAACUCUAUGUCGCACUAUCAAGGACUACUCACCCAGGCAACGUCACUGUCCUCACUCGAGAGUCCAAUGAAACCACGCGAAACGUAGUGUACCCCGAGGUCCUUCAGUAG